GUUGACAAGCAGAGCCGACUGUUGUAGGUCUGUUAUUAGCCUCCGUUAGCCUCCAGUUCGGAUAGCGGCUCAUCUCAACUGUGUCAGCCGGGUCAUAGCUCACAGCAGCGGGGCACAGCUGGAGAAGAGGCCCGUUCAGAAGGCAGGAGCAGGCGGAGAACCGGCUAGCUGCAGUGAAUGGGUCGGGUCGUUGAAUCCUUUCUGAAAGGAUGAACACGAAGGGAGGAGUCACUGCUCUGGCCCGUCGGAACUACAGGCUGGCCUCUGACGGUGACAAACCCAGAACCACAGGUAUCGUUAAUGAGAAGCUGCUGAGCGACUACCUGCACCAGGUGUUUCCUUCAACCAAACAGGGUCCAGUUGUCGCCGCCCUCAGGAAGUCUCUGAGUUUCCAGGAGCUCAGCGCUCACCUGGAGAACCUUCUGUCUGAAGGAGAACCACCUGAGGACUGCACAGAUGAGUCUGUUGAUCAUCGUCUUGGUCCUCAGCCCAUAGUUCUGGACCACACCAGUGGCUUCGAAGGACUUCUUUUCGUAGAUGAUGACCUGCUGGGGGUGAUUGGCCACAGCAACUUCAGCUCCAUCAGAGCCACCACAUGUGUUUAUAAAGGGAAAUGGGCCUACGAGGUUCUGAUCUCAUCUCAGGGUCUGAUGCAGAUUGGCUGGUGUACUCUCAGCUGCCGCUUCAAUCAGGAGGAGGGAGUCGGAGACACUCCAGACUCGUAUGCUUACGAUGGAAACAGGGUCAGAAAGUGGAACAUAACCACUACCAACUAUGGAAAGUCAUGGGCAGCAGGAGACGUGGUGAGCUGUCUGAUCGAUCUGGAUGAAGGAACCAUCACCUUCUGCCUGAAUGGGCAGUCCCUGGGUAUGGCCUUCACCAACAUAAAGACGGGUCCCGGUGUGGCAUAUUUUCCUGCCAUCAGCUUGUCCUUCAAAGAGUCGGUGGCCUUUAACUUCGGCAGCAGGCCGCUCAGGUAUCCUGUGGAAGGAUACCGCCCCCUCCAGGACCCUCCCACUGCAGACCUGAAGAAGGCUCACAAACUACUGGGUUACAUCAAGAAUGUCCUGUCCACCUCCAUGGACACCCAGGAGGACAAGCUGGUGGAGGAUGACUCUGCAGUUUGGAGGCUUCAUGGGGAUCCAACGGUUCUCAUCACCCUGGCUCACAUCUUCAACCACUUUGCUCCUCUGAUGUGUAAGGUGUACCUGGUGGAGGAUGUCCUGAUGAACUUCCUGUUGGGGAUUCUGGAGGGAGGGGGCUCUGUGGAUGAACACCCCCUGAUCCAGCAGCUCUUGGACCUGUUCUGGCUGCUGAUGGAGGAACACGAGGUGAACGAGUGUCUGAAGCAGCUGAUGAUGUCUCUGCUGAGGGCGUACCGGUUCUCCCCCAUCAUCCCAGACCUGGGCUUCCAGAUUCACUAUCUGAGGCUGACCACGGCCAUCCUCCGCCACGAGAAGUCCAGGAAGUAUUUGCUCAACAACGUCUUGUUUGAUGUUCUACGUUCUGUCGUGUUCUUCUACAUCAAGACCCCUCUGAGGGUGAAGGAGGCGGGGCUUGAGGAGCUCAUCCCCACCACCUGGUGGCCCACGCACUUUGACAAGGAGGGUAAAGAUGAGCGCGAACCCAAAGAUGAAAGUUCUGACGAGCGUCUGAGGCGGCGGGCGUACGAGCGAGGCUGCCAGAGGCUGAAGAAGAGGAUCGAAGUGGUGGAGGAGCUGCAGGUCCAGAUCCUGAGGCUGCUGCUCAACAACAAGGACAAAACCACGGGAGAAGCUUCGCGCUACAUCUUCCUCAACAAGUUCAGGAAGUUCCUGCAGGAGAACGCCAGCAACCGAGGGCACCCCACAGCUCUGUGUCCUCCAGAGUACAUGGUGUGUUUUCUGCACCGUCUCCUGACGGCGGUGAGGAGCUGCUGGGACGAAGGCAGCAGGAAGAGUCCGGGCAGCCUCAGCAGUGAAGGGGCCUACGUCCCCCCGCAGCUCUUCUACAACGGGAAGGUGGACUUCUUUGACCUGCAGAGACUGGGGGGGCUCCUGUCCCACCUGAAGAAGACUCUGAAGGAUGACCUGGCCAGUAAAGCCAACAUCAUCAUCGACCCGGCUGAGAUUCAGAACACCUCUAUGGACGACCUGGACGAGAACGAGGAGAGCGGAGCCGCACAGAGGCCUUUUGGAGCUGCAGCCAUGGGAGCGGCUCUGGCCCGACCCAGCUGGCUGAGUUCUCCCACUUUGGGUCGGGCCAACCGGUUCUUGAGCACGGCCGCCGUCAGCCUGACGACACCGAGACGACCCCUGUCCCAGCCCGAGAAGGUGAAGGUCCGAACCCUGGCUGUGGAGCAGCGUACCGAGGAGGACAUCGAAGGAAGCCUCGGUACCGACGGCCUGUUGCUGGGCCGACCGCAGGAAGAACCGGAUCAGACGGUCGCAGACAAGUCUUUACUGGAGAUCCUGGACGGGAUCGUGAUGAUGUACAACCUGAGCGUCCAUCAGCAGCUGGGCAAGAUGGUGGUGGUGGCAGAUGAAGUCCAUGAAUAUGCCGUGGCUCUGAAGGACACGGAGGAGAAGAUCGCUCGAUGUCCUGCCAGACGUGCUGACAUCCUGGACGAGCUCCAGAAGAGUCAGAAGGUCUUUGCAGAGAAGCUGAACCACCUGAGCCGCAGACUGGCCUGGAUCAAUGCCACCAUCUACUCCAAGGAGAAGAUGCUGGAUGUUUACUGGCUGCUGUGUGUAUGCAUUCGCACCAUCGAACAUGCCGACAACACUGGCUCCCUGUUUGCCUUCACCCCGGAGUUCUAUUUGAACGUGGCCAUGAACGCGUACAGCGCCCUGAAGAACUACUUUGGCCCUGCCAACAGCAUGGAGGAGCUGCCAGGCUACGAGGAAACGCUGACGCAGCUUGCAGCUAUCCUUGCCAAGCACUUUGCAGACCCUCGCAUCGUUGGAACAGAUAUCAAAGACUCUCUGAUGCAGGCACUAGCCAGCUACGUCUGUUACCCACAAUCCCUCAGGGCAGUGGAGAGGAUCCCAGAGGAGCAGCGAGUGGCAAUGAUGAGGAACCUUCUGGCUCCGUACGAGCAAAGACCCUGGGCUCAGACCAACUGGAUCCUGGUCCGACUGUGGAGGGGCUGUGGUUUUGGCUACAGAUACACUCGUCUUCCUCACCUGCUGAAAACCAAACCUGAGGACGCCAACUUGCCCAGCCUGCAGAAGCCGUGUCCAUCCUUGAUGCUCCAGAGACACAUGGCGGAGCUGCUGAGACUGGACAAAGACAUGGCGGCCUCGUUCCUGAACAGCGUCCUGAACCAGUUGAACUGGGCCUUCUCCGAGUUCAUCGGGAUGAUCCAGGAGAUCCAGCAGGCAGCAGAACGUCCUGAGAGGAACUUUGUGGACACUCGUCAGCUGAAGGUGUGUGCCACGUGCUUCGACCUGUCCGUCAGCCUGCUGCGGGUUCUGGAGAUGACCGUCACUCUGGUACCGGAGAUCUUCCUGGACUGGUCCCGUCCGUCAGCGGAGCUGCUGCUGAGGCGACUCGCUCAGCUCCUGAACCAGGUGCUGAACCGAGUCACGGCUGAGAAGAACCUCUUUGAUCGGGUUGUCAACCUGAGGCUGCCAGGCUUGGAGAGUGUGGACCACUACCCGAUCCUUGUGGCUGUUACUGGAAUCCUGGUCCGGAUCCUGGUGGACGGAGAGAAACUGGGGACGUCCCGCGCCGCCUCCGUCCUCCUGUCUGACCCCUGCUUCCAGCUGCACUCCAUCCAGCACCUCCUGGGGGAACCAGCAGACUCCUCUGGAUCUCUAGCUGCCUCCUCUUGUCCUGCAGUCGGGUCUUUGGGUUCCUCCCUGGUUCCUCCGGUUCCUUCAGCUGGGAACUCCUCAGAACGGAAACACUUCUCCCUGCAUGCAUAUACAGAUUACAUCAGUGAAGAGGAGAAGCAGAAGGUGGAGGAGAUGCUGGCGUUCCUCACCGAGGAGUCCAAACAGGCUGCAGCCUCCACCGCUCCGACCAGUGAGGAGGACCUCUGUCCGAUCUGCUACGCUCACUCCAUCUCGGCCAUCUUCAGGCCCUGCUCACACAAGUCCUGCAAAGCCUGCAUCAACCAACAUCUGAUGAACAACAAGGACUGUUUCUUCUGCAAGGCCACCAUCACCGGGGUGGAGGACUACAGCAAGCCCACCUCCUCCUAACACACACCUGUCACACACCUGACACACACCUGUCACACACCUGACACAUGACACACACCUGACACACA
Nematolebias whitei (Rio pearlfish) is the source of this 4255-nucleotide messenger RNA. Its product is annotated as E3 ubiquitin-protein ligase RNF123. NCBI's taxonomy places the organism in Eukaryota, Metazoa, Chordata, Actinopteri, Cyprinodontiformes, Rivulidae. Bases 210 to 4187 code for a protein of 1325 amino acids. Gene Ontology annotation, cellular component: cytoplasm. The record is from RefSeq and is a predicted model, not a curated record. Gene Ontology annotation, molecular function: protein binding; ubiquitin-protein transferase activity. The transcript has 40 exons.